Messenger RNA from Clupea harengus (Atlantic herring), 838 nucleotides. It is a transcript of the gene lgals2b, whose product is annotated as galectin 2b. The record is from RefSeq and is a predicted model, not a curated record. Lineage: Eukaryota; Metazoa; Chordata; Actinopteri; Clupeiformes; Clupeidae. Gene Ontology annotation, molecular function: galactoside binding; laminin binding; carbohydrate binding.
ACCGAAGCUUGUGUUCAAGUGGAUAGCAAACCUACGAAUCACUGCAUCCGUUUUCCGCCCCCGACAUACAGGAAUAAAACCUGUAAGCGUGUUGAAACGUUUUCGGUUGGGAUUUCUCACGGUGCACCGAGUCAAGAUGGUUGUCGUUAAGGAUAUGUCCUUCAAGGCCGGCCAGGAGCUGAAGAUCUCUGGCAAAGCCAAAGAAGCCACCGCGUUCUAUAUCGAAAUUGGCCACGAUGACGACGCCAUAGCCCUUCACUUCAACCCGCGUUUCGAUUCUCAUGGGGAUUGCAACACCAUCGUUUGCAACUCCAAACAAGGGGGCGCCUGGAUGGAUGAGCAUAGGGAGUCCUGCUUCCCCUUCCAGCCUGACGAGGCGUUCAAGGUUAUCAUAACCUUCAAUAAUGAAACCUUUUAUAUUAACCUACCCGAUGGCACCAUGAUGCACUUCCCCAACCGCUUCGGCGACGACAAAUUCAAGUACAUACAUUUCGGAGGAGACGCCAAGAUGCACAGCAUCAAGAUCAAAUGAGGCAACCAUCUUGGCUCGGCCAACCACCAUCUCUGCAGUCAUGUGCUACUGUCUGAGCUUUGUCCUGUCUCUGUCUCACUGUAGUAUCAUUCAGACGGCAGUUCAUUUGAAUAUGUCAUGGCCGCAAUUUGACCUAACGAUAUUUCUGUGAAUCAUUAACUGUGAAAAAUCUUUGGCAUUUGUCUUGUGAAAAACAUGAAAUGUGCUCAACCUCCGUAACCUCUCCUUCGCAUGACAUAAUUGUGGAGAUGUAUCUUCUAUGAGUCUAUUCCCAGUUCUUGACCACUAAUAAAACAUUUUACACAA